AUGAUGUAUUCAUCGAUCUACAGCAGCGGAGCUAUCUACAUCGAGGAGAUCGAGCAGCGGUGUCUUCUUGUCCAGUUCGGCGGUGCAGCGGGUACGAUCGCUGUAUUUGGUGCAGAUGAUACAGGGCUCCGGGUUCGUAAGCAGCUUGCCGCUGAGCUUGGGCUAAAGAAUCCUGAUAUCACUUGGCAUGUUGCGCGGGACAACAUAGUGGAGAUCCUCAACUUCCUGGCUCUGUCUACGAUGCCCCGGAAGCGUAAUCCUAUCUCCAGUGAGGUGGUCUGGUUGCGUGCCAAUGCGUCUCUCGGAUUAGAUAGAAUGGUUAUCUUUGAGCGUGCAUCUGGACCGUGGUAUUUGGAAUGGGUGGCUAUUCCCGAUGUUUUCGUGACUGCGGUGGGCGCUUUGCACCAGACGAAUUUCGCCCUCGGGGGAUUGGUGGUUAAGGUUGACUCGAUGAAACGCAAUCUGUAUUCCACCAAGGGGUUGAUUGUCGGUGAUGCUGUGAUUAUGGGACUGGCACCGCAUUUGGGACGACAAGGCGCUCAUGAUCUCGUUUAUGAGGCUUGUAAGUCUGCCCUCGACCGAAAUCGGAGUCUGCUUGAGGUUCUUGAGGAGAUUCCUUCUUUGGCUGGAGUUGCGACGCUGGAAGAGCUAGCUGCUGUCUGCGAUCCGCUGAAAUAUAUGGGAUUAAAAAAAAUAAAGACUUGUAUCAAAUUGUCCAUUUAG
Molecule: messenger RNA, 723 nt
Organism: Penicillium roqueforti
Lineage: Eukaryota; Fungi; Ascomycota; Eurotiomycetes; Eurotiales; Aspergillaceae
Exons: 2
Coding region: 1-723 (240 amino acids)
Molecular function (GO): catalytic activity
Source: RefSeq, a predicted model, not a curated record